Drosophila bipectinata is the source of this 531-nucleotide messenger RNA. RefSeq lists its product as uncharacterized. Gene Ontology annotation, molecular function: U6 snRNA binding. The record is from RefSeq and is a predicted model, not a curated record. Gene Ontology annotation, cellular component: U6 snRNP; spliceosomal tri-snRNP complex; P-body. NCBI's taxonomy places the organism in Eukaryota, Metazoa, Arthropoda, Insecta, Diptera, Drosophilidae. Gene Ontology annotation, biological process: mRNA splicing, via spliceosome; P-body assembly; spliceosomal snRNP assembly.
UCGAUAACAAAUUAUCGAGUAUCGAUAUCGAUACUUAUCACUAAAUAAAUUGUUUCAACAUGCUCCCCUUAUCCUUGUUAAAAACGGCUCAAAGCCACCCAAUGUUGGUUGAGCUGAAAAAUGGUGAAACCUACAAUGGCCACUUGGUGAGCUGCGACUCCUGGAUGAAUAUUAAUCUUCGCGACGUAAUUUGUACAUCAAAGGAUGGCGACCGGUUUUGGCGAAUGCCGGAAUGUUAUAUCCGAGGCAGUACGAUUAAAUAUUUGCGUAUUCCCGAUGAAGUGAUUGACAUGGUAAAGGAAGAUGCCCAGGCCAAAUCGAGGAAUCGCACAGAGAUGAACAAGAACCGCGGUGGAAAUCGCAAUAACGUCGGCAACAGGAGUGGGCAAGGGUAUGGAGGUCCCGGAAACAACGCAAUGCGCCUAGGAGGGUCCGCUGGUCAAGGGAAUCGUCUGCCCCAUGCUGCCAAAAAUAAUAGAAAGUAAUUGUACAGACCAUAGAAAUAAAUAUGUAAUUGAAGUCACCGUUCAA